AUGAUGCACCCAUCGAGGAGGGCGUACGUCGAGGACGCAGAGCCUGAGGAUCGGGGAAUGGAACUCUCUGAUGUUCCUGUCGACUACAACUACGACCUUCCCACAUCAUCUGGGAUUGCUCCCGAGAAAGCAUCGGCAAUCCUCUCACAAUUCGAGCGCAAGCGACUUGCCGCCACCAUCGCGGUUCCGACAGACGAUGGGAGGGUACGUGCAAAGCUUCGUGAACUCGGCGAGCCAGUCACCCUGUUCGGCGAAGAUGCGGCGGAUAGACGAUCAAGAUUACGGGAGAUUCUCACGACGCAGGCAGAGCAGGCAGGACAAGAAAACGGGGAUGUUGCCAUGGAAGAUGCGCCCGACGCUGAGGAGGAAGCUGACGAGCAGGAGGAAGAGUUCUACUCGAGAGGUGGCGACGCCCUCCUGCAAGCAAGAAUUGAGAUAGCAAACUACUCGCUUCCGAGGGCAAAGAAGAGAGUAGCUUUCCAAAGGGAAGAAGCCAAGAUACCGUUGCGAACACACGUCAAGUUUCGAAAGCAGGUCAAGGAGAGAUUACAGGCCUUUGAGCUACAAGGAAGUCAGACUGCUGGUGAUAGACAUGUGAGCAUGACGAGGAUAUCCCCAGGUGGCAAUCUUAUCGCGACAGGAAACUGGGGAGGCCAGGUGAAGCUCAUCGACUUACCGAGCUUGGACCCAGUUAGAACGUUCAGGGGCCACACGAACAAGAUCAGCGGCCUGUCUUGGUACCCAGGCGCAACACUCCCAGAGAAUAACGUCUCACCGGACUCAGUCAACCUCGCUUCUGGAGGUGCAGAAGGACAAAUACAUCUAUGGUCUCUGAACAAGGACACACCACUAGCGAGUCUUGAAGGCCAUAGCCAGCGAGUGUGCCGCGUCGAGUUUCAUCCAUCUGGGAAAUACUUGGCUUCCGCAUCAGAAGAUACCUCCUGGAGACUAUGGGACAUCGAGACUACCCAGGAGCUACUGCUUCAAGAAGGACACUCUCGCGGCGUAUUCGCUGUAAGCUUCAACACCGACGGGUCGCUUUUGGCAAGCGCAGGACUGGACAGCAUCGGGCGGAUCUGGGAUUUACGUUCAGGUCGAACGGUCAUGAUCCUGGAUGGCCACAUGGAUGGACAUAUCAAACCUAUCACCGGUUUAGAUUGGGGCUCCGAUGGCCAUCGUGUUCUGAGCGCGUCGCAAGAUGGGUGGAUCAAGUGUUGGGAUGUGAGGAAGGUUCAGAGAACCGGCGGUGUUGGCGCACACACGAGCGCCGUGUCAGAUGUGAGAUGGUACAAAGGUCUUGAUGAUCCACUGGAAGGCGUGGCCCCUGGAGUCGAUGAGAAAGGCGCCCAGUUACCGAAGAAGUCAGGGACAUUUUUCGUGUCAAGCGGCUUCGACCACAAGGUCAACAUAUUUUCUGCCGAUGACUGGACGAUGAUCCAGUCCCUAAGUGGCCAUACCGGGCCAGUGGCCAGCGUCGAUAUAAGCCGAGAUGGAAGGUGGAUUGUCAGUGGUGGCCAUGAUCGCACAGUCAAGCUCUGGGGGCGCAAUGAUGGGGAAGGGGUGUAG
This is a messenger RNA of Phaeoacremonium minimum UCRPA7, 1566 nucleotides long. RefSeq names its product putative u4 u6 small nuclear ribonucleoprotein prp4 protein. Bases 1 to 1566 code for a protein of 521 amino acids. Lineage: Eukaryota; Fungi; Ascomycota; Sordariomycetes; Togniniales; Togniniaceae. Gene Ontology annotation, cellular component: U4/U6 x U5 tri-snRNP complex. Gene Ontology annotation, molecular function: U6 snRNA binding; protein binding; U4 snRNA binding. The record is from RefSeq and is a predicted model, not a curated record. Gene Ontology annotation, biological process: mRNA splicing, via spliceosome. The transcript has a single exon.